AUGCAGGCCCCCGACGCGCAGGCCCUGCCCGCGCAGCCCGAGCGGCGCGGCGCAGAACCCGCCGACCGUGACCGCGACCGUGACCGCGACCGCGACCGCGACGACGACGACGACGACGCCUUGUGGGAGACGGCGUCCCUGUUCGAGGACAUUCUCGACGACGUGACCGCCUUCGAGCCCGGCCGCGAUGCCGACGCCUGCCCGCCCGACGAGGCCCGCCGUCUGCGCCAGCGCCUGCACGCCGUCGGCGCCAGCCAGUUCGUGCUGGAGAACAUCACGGCCGAGAAGAUGACGGCCCGCCGCCUGUGCUCGGCGUUUGGCGUGCGCAUCCCGCGCUUCCUCGACGACGCGCCCGACGACAGCUUCUACCAGCUGCUGGGCCUGGCCAUCAACCGCGAGCUCAACAAGCGCCCGCGCCUCGACCAGUACCGCGACAUCGACGACGCCGCCCGCCUGCUGCGCGACCGCCACCACGUGCUGGUCAUCACCGGCGCCGGCAUCUCCACCAGCCUGGGCAUCCCCGACUUCCGCUCCAAGAACACGGGCUUCUACUCGCGCCUGCGCGCCAUGGGCUACGACGAGCCCGAGCAGGUCUUCGACAUUCACAACUUCGACGACGACCCGCGCAUCUUCUACCAGCUGGCCGGCGACAUCGUGCCCGACCUGAAGAAGUGGACCCCGACCCACCAGUUCAUCCGCCUGCUGCAGGACCACGGCAAGCUGCUGACCAACUACACCCAGAACAUCGACAACGUCGAGGCCAACGCCGGCAUCCGCCGCGACAAGCUGAUCCAGUGCCACGGCUCGUGGGCGACUGCCACCUGCCGCAAGUGCAAGUACAACGUGCCCGGCGAGGCCAUCUUCGACGCCGUGCGCGCCAUGAAGCCCGCCGAGUGCCGCCGCUGCGUCGCCGACAUUGCCGCCCAGAAGCCCGGCGCCAAGCGCAAGCGCGCCUCCAACGGCCAGCCCGCCCGCAAGAAGCGCGCCAGCGACGACGACUCCGAGUCGGACGGCGCCUUUGACAUUCCGCAGCCGGGCAUCAUGAAGCCCGACAUCACCUUCUUCGGCGAGGCCCUGCCCAACGACUUCUUCGACCGCCUCAAGGACGUCGACAAGGACAAGGUCGACCUGGUCAUCGUCAUGGGCACCAGCAUGAAGGUCGCCCCCGUGUCCGAGAUCCCCAACUUCCUGCCGCGCGACGUGCCGCAGAUUUUCAUCUCGCGCGAUCCCAUCCACCACAUCAACUUCGACAUCCAGCUGCUGGGCGACUGCGACGUCAUUGUCGCCGAGCUCGCGCGCCGCGCCGGCUGGACCCUGCGCCACGACAUGCUGCCCGCAGACCAGACCGUCGACGUCGAGCUGCUCGACGCCGACGACCACGAGUACAGCGUCAAGCUGCGCAACGCCGCCCCCGUCGUCGCCCCGCAGCCCGAGCUCAAGCUGGAGGCGCUGAAGAAGGCCGAGGCCGAGGCCGAGGCCGACAAGCCCGCCAGCGCCGCGCCCGAGCCCGACGCCCAUGUCAAGCCCGAGGCCGUGUAG
Messenger RNA from Boeremia exigua, 1539 nucleotides. Its product is annotated as DHS-like NAD/FAD-binding domain-containing protein. Gene Ontology annotation, molecular function: NAD+ binding. The record is from RefSeq and is a predicted model, not a curated record. The transcript has 2 exons. NCBI's taxonomy places the organism in Eukaryota, Fungi, Ascomycota, Dothideomycetes, Pleosporales, Didymellaceae. The coding region runs from base 1 to 1539 and encodes 512 amino acids.